Lolium perenne is the source of this 1384-nucleotide messenger RNA. RefSeq lists its product as uncharacterized. NCBI's taxonomy places the organism in Eukaryota, Viridiplantae, Streptophyta, Magnoliopsida, Poales, Poaceae. The record is from RefSeq and is a predicted model, not a curated record.
UUUUCUCCAUCCCAUCCCACCUCUGCAGCUCUGCUGCUUUUCUUCUUCCUUUGUUCCCCUACGCCACGAACGAGCUUCCAGAAACAAGGGAAAGUGAAAGGGGAGGAAGCCGAGCUCUGCUGCCUUCUCUUCGACAUGGCGCGCGUCCUCCCUCUGAACAUUGAGCCGGGGGAGACGCCCAGAGUUGGAGAGACGGUUGCAGGGAUGCCAAGCUCUUCAGCUAGGGCAUCACUCAACGGAAUUGAGCAUUCUGAGCACAACAUAAAAGACGAUGAAUACGCGAGAUUGGUGCCACCAGCUCAACAUGCAACAGCUGACAUCAACACACAAGUUUUAUCUGAGCAACCCAAGCCGAGGCACUUCAUUUGGUGGAUGAAACUUCUGCUUGGCUGCUUCCUUCUUAUGAUAUUAUCUUAUAUCUUCGUGAAAUUUGGAGUCCCCUUUGCCUUUGAGAAGGUUCUGUUGCCAAUCAUGCAGUGGGAAGCAAGUGCCUUCGGCCGUCCAGUAUUGGCUCUUGUCCUCGUUGCAUCCUUGGCUCUUCUCCCACUCAUUUUAGUCCCAUCUGGUCCUUCUAUGUGGUUAGCAGGAAUGAUCUUCGGUUAUGGUUGGGGUUUUGUGAUUAUUAUGGUUGGGACUACUAUUGGCAUGGUUAUAUCAUAUUGGAUUGGCUCAUUGUUCCGUGAACGUCUACAUGCAUGGCUAAAGAGAUGGCCUCAGCAGAUAGCUUUAAUAAAGCUUGCUGGUGAAGGGAAUUGGCUCCAGCAGUUUCGAGUUGUUGCACUAUUCAGAAUCUCACCGUUCCCGUAUACAAUUUUUAACUACGCCGUUACGGUGACAGAAAUCAAGUUCAGUCCUUACCUAUGUGGUUCAGUUGCUGGAAUGAUACCCGAGGCAUUCAUCUAUAUCUAUAGCGGACGGUUAAUACGGACGUUGGCCGAUGUGCAGUAUGGCAACUACAAGAUGCCACCUGUGGAGAUAGCAUACAACAUAAUCUCGUUUAUUGUCGCCGUUGUCCUCACUGUCGCCUUCACAAUUUACGCCAAGAGAGCGCUAAAUGAAAUAAAAAGCUCAGAUGAAGAAGCUGAUGGGUUGGCUGCACUCAAGAAUGACCAUGUAGCUUUAGAUGUCGUAUGACGUCUGUAUUCAAGCGGGAGCUGCGUAGAGGAAGCGAGGUGGUGUUAUUUGGUCAUCAUCUUCUCAGGCUGCCGCAGAAGAGGUGUAGUGUAGGUAGGCUGUGACAGCAGGUGGAUUUACCUGUCUAACUCGAUACACGUGAAGCAGAUGUGGCUUUACUUCAUUCCUUUCAUGUACUUAAUAACAAGGAUAUAUGCGGCCGGCAUGUGUUGUUGACUGGAGCUUGUUCUGGCUGUUGACGGGUUGGAAA